CUGUAAGCCAACUCUGGUUCUACAUGACCCCUCUCACAUUCCUGGGGAUCGCGUACACAGGGGAGCGUGUUGGCCCUGCAAACAGUAACUUGAACGAUCCGGACGGAAGAAAGGUCUGCGAUUCAGGACUAGAACACGCGGGCUGGAAGCUCAGAGGUGGAGCCCCGCCCCUCAGGGCCAACUUCCUGCCUCCGUAUUGGCUCGCGUGCCCGUCAGUCUCCGCCCCUGGGUCCUGCCGGGUUUCCUCGCGACCCCUCUGCCCUCGGAUCCCACCCUCUCACUACGUUGCUUUACUGCCAGCGUCGCUGGCGACUAGCUAGCUGCUCCUGCUAGUCCGAUCCUGAGCUGGCGCUGGCUCCGAGAAGCUCCAACAAGGGGAGGGCCGGGCCGGACGAGAGCUGAUCAUUGCCUGGUAGAACGGCAGGUCCUCGGCUUCUUUGCCAGCAGCACCACCUGUCGCGGAGUGAGACCUGGGGCGAGAGGAAAGAUGCUGUCCCGGCUAAGAGCGGUCGCCGCUCCCUGCGCUCUGGCGCGCCGCCACGUCCACACGAGGGAGAAGGGCAAGCCGCUCAUGUUGAACCCACGCACAAACAAGGGAAUGGCAUUUACAUUACAAGAACGACAGAUGCUUGGUCUUCAAGGACUUCUGCCUCCCAAAAUCGAGACCCAAGACAUUCAAGCCUUACGGUUCCAUCGAAACAUGAAAAAAUUAAGUUCCCCUUUGGAAAAAUUCAUCUAUGUAAUGGGAAUACAAGAAAGAAAUGAAAAACUGUUUUAUAGAAUACUGCAAGACGAUAUCGAAAACCUGUUGCCAAUCGUGUACACACCCACAGUUGGUCUUGCCUGCUCCCAGUAUGGACAUAUCUUUAGAAGACCUAAGGGAUUAUUUAUUUCAAUCUCAGACAGAGGUCAUGUUAGAUCAAUUGUGGAUAACUGGCCAGAAAAUCAUGUUAAGGCUGUGGUGGUGACUGAUGGAGAGAGGAUUCUGGGUCUCGGAGACCUGGGUGUCUAUGGCAUGGGCAUCCCAGUGGGCAAACUCUGUCUGUACACUGCCUGUGCAGGAAUACGGCCUGACAGGUGCCUGCCCGUGUGCAUUGACGUGGGGACCGACAACCCGGCACUGUUAAAAGAUCCAUUUUACAUGGGCCUGUAUCAGGAAAGAGAUAGAUCACAACGUUAUGAUGAUCUGAUUGAUGAGUUUAUGAAAGCCAUUACUGACAGAUAUGGGCGGAACACACUUAUUCAGUUUGAAGACUUUGGAAAUCACAAUGCCUUCAGGUUCUUGAGAAAAUAUCGGGAAAAAUACUGUACCUUCAAUGAUGAUAUUCAAGGGACAGCUGCAGUAGCGCUAUCUGGUCUUCUUGCAGCGCAAAAAGUUAUUGGUAAAUCAAUUUCAGAACACAAAAUCUUAUUUCUUGGUGCGGGAGAGGCUGCUCUUGGAAUUGCCAAUCUUAUCGUCAUGGCUAUGGUAGAAAGUGGCAUCUCAGAAGAAGAGGCAAAAAAGAAAAUUUGGAUGGUUGACAAGUUCGGUUUAUUAUUUAAGGGGCGAAAAGCUAAAAUAGAGAGUCAUCAGGAACCAUAUGCUCACUCGGCCCCUGAGAACCUACCUGAUACUUUUGAAGAUGCAGUGAAUGUACUUAAACCUUCAGCUAUAAUCGGAGUUGCAGGAGCUGGCCGACUGUUCACUCCUGGUGUAAUCAAAGCCAUGGCUGAUAUCAACGAAAGGCCUAUAAUAUUUGCAUUAAGUAACCCUACAGCAAAGGCUGAGUGCACGGCCGAAGAAGCGUAUACCCUUACACAGGGAAGGUGUCUGUUUGCCAGCGGCAGCCCGUUUGGGCCGGUGCAGCUGAGUGAUGGGCAGCUCUUCACGCCAGGUCAAGGAAACAACGUGUAUAUUUUUCCAGGUGUGGCUUUAGCUGUUAUUCUCUGCAACACCCGGCAUAUUAGUGACCAUGUUUUCCUAGAAGCUGCAAAGGCACUGACGAAUCAACUGACGGAUGAAGAGCUGGCUCAAGGGAGACUUUACCCACCUCUUGCUAAUAUUCAGAAAGUUUCUAUUAACAUUGCUAUUAAAGUUACAGAAUACCUGUAUGCUAACAAAAUGGCCUUCCGAUACCCAGAACCCGAGGACAAGGCCAAGUACGUUAGAGAGAGAAUAUGGCGAAGUGAAUACGACUCCAUGCUGCCCGACGUGUACGAAUGGCCGUCCUCGGCAAGCCCUCCCCCACUAGCCGAAUAGAAGCGGCCACCCAUAAAUACUGUCCAGGCUUCAGGAAACCCCUUUUUUCAGACAAAAAUAUAAUGUUCUCAAAUGUGUGGGGUUUUUUCUGUGUUUUAUUCUCCCCCACUGCUUUGUUUGACUUGUUUUUCCCCCAUGAAUCUUCUGUAGGGGGCGGAUGUGUUGAGCACAUUGUUAGCGCCCACCAGCACCCUGCUGUCAGAUAGUCACAAUGCUUGCAUUCCGAUUUGUAGCUCGUACCACGUGAAAGGGAUGUUACAAAUGUAUUUGCAGAUGUCUUCACCUGUGCUCUUGUUCACACUUGCCAAAACGUUCGCUCUUUACUGUUGUCGGCAAUAACCUCUCACCCCAUCCUUCUAGGGCUACCAAAGUACGAACUUCUGUGGAGAAGAGCAGAGAACUUUGAGAAAAAGCCAAAUCUAACCAAAUUCUAAGGACAAAUUGUCUAUCGAAAAUGUUCUUUUGUUUGUUCUUCAUGCCCUGAAAUUCCUUUCUGGUGUAAAGAUCCAGAGAAAUAAUGAAAAAUCUACCCUAUUAUUUAUUUGUUAGACUGAAUUAAGGCUUAACUACGGCAUUGUGAGAGAGAAAUGGGAACUCCUGCUGCCUUUAGAUGAAUUAAAUAAUAUCAUUUCGACAGUGUAUAAAAAUCAGUGUAACUUUUUUAUUUAAUAAAGGUAAUAACUUAAAUUUAA
Phyllostomus hastatus (greater spear-nosed bat) is the source of this 2931-nucleotide messenger RNA. RefSeq names its product malic enzyme 2 (gene ME2). Lineage: Eukaryota; Metazoa; Chordata; Mammalia; Chiroptera; Phyllostomidae. The coding region runs from base 488 to 2239 and encodes 583 amino acids. The record is from RefSeq and is a predicted model, not a curated record. Gene Ontology annotation, molecular function: malate dehydrogenase (decarboxylating) (NAD+) activity; malate dehydrogenase (decarboxylating) (NADP+) activity; NAD binding. The transcript has 16 exons. Gene Ontology annotation, biological process: pyruvate metabolic process; malate metabolic process. Gene Ontology annotation, cellular component: mitochondrion.